This is a messenger RNA of Aspergillus alliaceus, 956 nucleotides long. RefSeq names its product RBP protein. The transcript has 4 exons. The record is from RefSeq and is a predicted model, not a curated record. Lineage: Eukaryota; Fungi; Ascomycota; Eurotiomycetes; Eurotiales; Aspergillaceae. The coding region runs from base 439 to 819 and encodes 126 amino acids.
GUUUGACUAGAUAGUCUGUUGGUUUGGCCUUGCGAGAACAUGGGUUUACCUAGGUAGAGAGGCUGUGAUCUGCGAUGCAGGUCUAUGUAUUGGAUCGCAUUGCAUGCAUUGCAUUGUGUUGUGAGGGGUAGGAUUGCCACGCCAUGACGCGCAAGAUUGUAAAUUAGAGGCUGGGUUACCCAUUGGGGGAAGGCCGAGCUGAGCUGAAUGGUGAUUGCAGGUAUGGGUACCCGGCUUUUGCUACUCGCGUCCGAUCUUGUGAUGUCUCGCCAAUCAUGAUGGUAAGUGGGCGUUGUGUAGGUGCAGAGAUCUGCAUGGAUGAUGGUGAUAAUGGAUUUGGGAAAGAGGGGAAGUCAAAGAAAAAGCAAAGGUAUAAAUGGAUCCUAGAAUACCUUCUUUUCCCUGGCUAUAUUCAUCAAUAACGGAUAUAAAGUUACCAUGGUCGCAUUGACAGCAGCGAUUCCUCCUGCAACGGAACUCCUUCAUGUGGACGAUACCAUCGGAUACCGCUGGGUUCUGUCGGACACCGAACGUACUCAUAUUGCGUCUAUGUUGAAGACGGAUGCCACCUCCAUAACCCUCCGUGGCAAUAUAAUGGGCCAGGCGCGUCGAGUCUGCACAAACUGCGGCAAGCACUCUGGUCUCGAUGACCUCGUCCACAACGCACUAGCACUAGGCGUCCACAGCGACGCCUUCAUGCUUGAUAUCCUGCAGAACGGACCCAAUAAUCCCAGUCCGGCCCAUGCCUUGCUCUGCUCGAACUGCGGUGAACAGCAUGAAAGGGGGUUCUAUUGGAUUCCUUCAGUGUCGUGGAUUUAGGCGUUUAUUGAUUCCGUCUUGUCUUUGUGGGAGGGGGUGGGUUGGUCUUGUUUUGUCUUACAUAGUUGGAAUUGGUCUAUGUUGAUAGUAGUUAGUUAUUGAGUUUGUGUUAGGAUGGAUCUUUGCGUUGUUUGAAA